AUUUAAAAGAAAUGUAGUCUACAAUUUAAAUACUUUAGUUUCUAGAUAAAACAUCACAUGAAUCGACCUGCCAGUUUUUCCUUCUCGGUCUGACAGUCUGUGCUCUCUCCUCUCUCUCUCUCUCCGCCAACCCUCCACACACACUUACAGAUUUGUCUGCACCUAUGUUCUAAAAUUCCAUUAAUUUUGCAGUCCCAAUCAAGAUUUUGUUUCACCAAUUAUUCGUAAACUCCAACAGGAGAAGUUCACAUAUAGAAGUUGCCAUUUCACUCCAGAUUUCCUUCUUCCAUUUUCUCACACAAACUAACGAUUACACAAUUCUAUUAUCCUUCUUCAUUCACUUCUCACAUUUUGAGCUUCCAGAUCUUGGAACCUUUUGUUGUUUCUUCACCACUAAGCUCCAUCUUUACCCCAACCAACAAUCAUUACUCAAUGAGAAAUGGAGCACAAACAUAAACUCAUACUACUCGCAACUCUAACCCCAUUGUCACUCUUAACAAUUAUUUUCCUCGCAAUUUUUUGUUUCAGAAGAAGAAAAUCAGAAAAUGAUGGCAGAGAUGUAGAAUCCAAGUUAGAGCGCAAGGGAGGAGAUGAGGAUCUGGUGAAAUUUGAGGGCGGUGAGGAUCUUAGUGUGGUGGAAAUUCUUGAGGCACCUGGUGAAGUUAUUGGGAAAUCGAGUUAUGGGACAUUAUACAAAGCUAAUUUGGUUAAUUUAAACUGUGUUACGUUGCUUAGAUUCUUGAGGCCUACUUGUACAUUGAGGAUAGAAGAGGUUAUGCCUGCUAUUGAGCUGCUGGGGUCUGUUAGGCACCCCAAUUUGGUGCCUCUCAAUGCUUUUUAUGCAGGACCCAGGGGGGAGAAGUUGAUGGUUCUUCCGUUUUACAGCGGCGGAAAUUUGGCUGACUUCAUUAGAGGUAAAGAUAGCAACGGCGAGGUUUAUAAAUGGACUACCAUAUGCAGAAUCUCCAUUGGUAUUGCUAGAGGAGUUCACCAUCUUCAUACAGCUCUGAAUAAACCGAUAGUCCAUGGCAACCUCAAGUCAAAGAAUAUAUUAUUGGGUGCCGACUACCACCCAUAUGUCUCAGAUUUUGGCGUGCGCAUGGUGUUGAAUCCGGCUACACGACAGAAAAUGGUUGAAGCAUCUGGAUUCGAGGGUUAUAAAGCCCCCGAGCUGAUUAAGAUGAAAGACGUCUCUGAAGAGAGUGAUGUCUACAGCUUAGGGAUUAUAUUUCUGGAAUUACUAUCUGGGAAAGAAGCAGUUAAUGAGAGCGAUCAAGACUCUUAUCUGCCAGGUGCCAUGACAAGUGCAGUUCUUGAUGACCGACUUAAAGAUUUGUAUCAUCCAAACAUUCUUGUUGGUCUUAGCAACGAUGAGAGGGUGGUUACAGAAGAUGAUGUUCUCAGAUAUUUUCAGCUUGCAAUGGCGUGUUGCUCGCCAACACAACGUCUCCGGCCUAAUAUGAAGCAGAUUCUCGACAAGCUUGAAGAAAUGGGGAAGUGAAGAUCGUGGGUGUUCCUCUUUUUCGGUGCUGAAAGUCAUUGCAAGAAGAGGAUGUUCGACCCUGGUCAACUCGAUCAUAACUUUGACUUCUAGGCUGAACAUGGGAAACACUAACAUAGGUUGUGAUGAAAGUUUCAUCCAGGCACGUUUGCAUCAGCAAAAGGAUGAUCUGUCAAAGCAAAACGAGACUGAGUUUUGCCUAAGGUGAGACCAAUUCUCAAAUCAUAACUGCUGUUGUUACAAUCAAGGAUGCACAGUUGACGUCUAACUAUCUUGAUUCCGACAGUUCGACAAGAAAAAGGGAAAAAGAAAAACAAGAAGACUACAUUGUUGAAGUAUGAAGAGCUCUCUCCUGGUUAAUGUUAUUAGACAGAUGGACUUCUUUUCAUUUGCUGGCUUGAUAGAUAAACCCAACGUUUCCGGCAGAAGCUAGGCAGUUAGAGACUGAGGACGGGCAAAAGCGUGAUGUUUUGCUGCAAAUUCUCGAGGAGACAAUAGUUAUAACACUUUGCUUAAACUUCACUUGCGAAAGAGAUGAAACACCACAAGUCCAGCUACACAAUAUCAUCUUGGGUAAAAAUGUGUAGUCCAAACUCAUAUUCGAUGGUAUCUGAUGUUGGAUUCGGGCAUGAGUGCUAUCUUAUGGAUCUAGACCGUGAGACAGUUUCGAAUAAGACUCAUUUCUGUAACUUAGUCUAGUUCAAAAUAGGAAUGUUAACCAUUCUUCUUCAACGGAUGACAUUUUUUUCUUCUAGGGUGUAGGCCUUUAAGAGGAUCCUCGUCUUGCAUACUUUAUGUUUUGUAAUUGGAUGCUAUUGAAAUUGUCACCUAUUCAUCUACUAUA
Salvia miltiorrhiza (redroot sage) is the source of this 2345-nucleotide messenger RNA. Its product is annotated as putative kinase-like protein TMKL1. The coding region runs from base 440 to 1501 and encodes 353 amino acids. Gene Ontology annotation, molecular function: protein kinase activity; ATP binding. NCBI's taxonomy places the organism in Eukaryota, Viridiplantae, Streptophyta, Magnoliopsida, Lamiales, Lamiaceae. The transcript has 2 exons. Gene Ontology annotation, biological process: protein phosphorylation. The record is from RefSeq and is a predicted model, not a curated record.